AUGGGUCCAAUGCAAAGGAGGCUGACUCAGCUGCUGGGUCACUGCAGGAGGACGUCCUGGACACCGAGCUGUGUUUGUGCAACAAGUGGAACCAGCUUCAAGAUCUACUGCACUUCUGCUGCCCCUCAGCCAGCCGAGUUGGAUGCUCUGGAGAUCCACAAACAGCGGCUCCUGAUGUGGUUCAGUCACCUGCCUCAGGAGGAGAAGCAGUUCGGUGGCUCCUUCAGCCCAGAGACCAUGCACGUGGACCCGCUGAUCCUGGAGAGGAAGCCAGAGGACAGGGCUGGUCUUCUCUCCUCCGCCCUGCGCCCGGACUCUCAGCUCUUCUCCAAAAAUAUGGAGCAGCUGUUUGAUCCCAGCCCGUCCUGGGACUCCUCCAGGGGGCUCAACGUGCUGCUGUACGGGGCAGUGGGCACCGGCAAGAGCACCGUGGUCCGAAAACUGGUGCAGGACUGGUGCCGAGGCCGGACCCUGGGCCAGUUCAGACUGCUCGUCCCCUUCUCCUGUGAGGACCUCAGCCAACUCUCCAAAGUGUCUUCUCUGCGUGACCUGGUGGGCCGUAAGUACUUGCACCUGCGCAGACACCCCCUGCUGAGCGGGGAGGGGGGCUGUGCGCGUGACGUCCUCUUUCUCUUCAACGGUCUGGAGAAGAUGAAGCUGGACUUUAGGAUCGGCUCCACUGAGCUCUGCAGCGACCCCAACGAACCACUGCCCCCUGGUGUUGUGGUGGUCAACCUGCUCCGCAAAUAUCUGCUGCCAGAGGCCAGUGUCUUGGUCACCACCCGUCUCUCUGCUCUGGACCGAGUUCCUCAGAAAUACAUCAGCCGCUACGCUCAGAUCUGCGGCUUCAUUGACCCGGACCGUCAGAGGGCCUACUUCGCGAGCCGCCUUCUCCAACAAACCGGUGACGCUCCGCAGAAAGAGGCGGCCCAGGCCCUCGUCGAACUCCUCUAUCUCAACCUGCAGAGAGAAACCCAGUUAGCAGCCGCUUGCUUUCUACCUUCCUACUGCUGGCUCACCUGCGCCACACUGCAUUUCCUCCACUUCACCAACGCCAACGCACCCAUCCGCACCCUCACCGGAAUUUACACCAGCUUUUUGAGGCUGAACUUUGGCGGGGAGGUACUGGGAAUGGGCUCAGGUGCCGGAACACCCAUCCAGGAACACCACAACUCCCUGAUGCUGUACGUGGUCCGCACCGUGGGGAAACUGGCCUUCGACGGGGUCACCAACAAGCGCAUGUCGUUCUCGGAGAAGGAGCUGGAGCAGUGGAUCGGGGGCAAAACCAAAACGGACGAGGAGUUGAGGCAGCUGGCCAUGUUCAGGACUGACGUGCUGGACUUUUUCCUGGCCCCCUGUGUGGAGAGAAGUACCGUUGUGUCGGCAGAGACGAGCGAGCACGAAGAGCAGAGAUACGUGUUCGCGGCUCCGGCCAUGCAGGAGUACCUCGCUGCUCUGUACGUGGUUCUGGGGGAAAACAAAACUGCUCUGGAGAAACUCACCAAACAAGUGUCCACAGCCAUCGGACAGGCCAGCGAGGACGUGAAUGCUCUCCUCACCAUCAUCUCAAAGUUCAUCCCUCUGCGCAUCUUCACCAUCUUCAACCUCCUCAAGCUCUUCCCCAAACUGUUUGAGAAGUUCAGUCUCCAGAACAAGGGCCGCAUCGGUCGCACUUUGGCCACAGAGAUGUUUCGAGACGAGGACAGUAAUAACGAGGACGUGCUGGACCAGGUGGAGCAGAACCUGCUGGGGGUGCACGGUCCACAGGCGCCCCAGAGCACCGAGCAGCAGCCCUUUGAGCUCUACCCCAUCUUCAUGGGCGGGUUGCUCAACUACGGGAACAGAGUCCUGCUUCAACAGCUCGGCUGCACCAUCCACAACGACACCGUGGCCCAGAUCACCAAAGCGCUGCGCAAGUAUCUGGUCCGAGAGCUGAGUAAGCCGCAGCCCCCGGAGGAGGUGGUGGACCUGCUCAUCCUGCUCUACGAGUUCCAGAACCCCAGACUCACGGCCGAAGUCCUGUCCACCAUCCGCUCCAUCCGCCUCUGUAACAUCCGCAUGACCCCACUAAAGUGCUACGUCCUCAGCUCCGUGCUCUCUUGUACUCCCUCCAGUUAUCAUCUGGAGGUGCUGGACCUGUCCUCCUGUUUGCUGACUCCCGACAUGCUGAGGAUUCUACAGCCUGCGUUUAGACACACGCACCACCUCAACCUGCAGUUUAACAGUCUGGGCCCAGAGUCGUGUUUGCUGCUGAGAGACCUGCUCCUGGAUCCCAAGAGCUGCAUUAAGAGUCUGCAACUCUGUGAUAACCCCAUCCUGGACGCCGGAGCCUUGUCUCUGUUAGAAGCUCUGCCGGAGAACCAGUCCCUGCGUCACCUCACCCUGAUGCACACGGGGCUGGCAGAUGGUGGCGCUGUGGAGCUGGCUCAGGCUCUGCACUCCCACAGCGGCCUGGAGGAGCUGAACGUGGCCUACAACAACAUCGGUGACAACGCAGCACUGAGUCUGGUGGACGCCUGCCGGGAACACCCCACAGUCCACACGCUGCACUUGUACCUUAACCCUCUGAGUGACGUAGGGAAACAGUCUCUCUACGUCCGCGGCGACAAGAGUAAGACCGGGCGUAAAGUCCGGGUCUUGGCCUCGGUCACAGAGGGUUCCGACCUGUCCGAGGACUGGCACCCCAUCCUCAGCGUGAUCCGAGAGAACGCCAAGUCCUGGGACCGAGAGCGUGUCAAGCAGCAGCUCAGGGUUUUCCUGCGAGAUCUGGAGUGGGGCCGGCAGCAACAGCCCAAAUUCUGGAAGAGGCUUCACUUUCGGCGCGUGGAGAGGGGAAUCCGGGAGACUCUGAAACAGUUGGAAAAACGCGAUGUGAUCCACGCGUGCGACGUGCGCAACCAGCCACCUCCAAAAUAA
Knipowitschia caucasica is the source of this 2916-nucleotide messenger RNA. NCBI's taxonomy places the organism in Eukaryota, Metazoa, Chordata, Actinopteri, Gobiiformes, Gobiidae. The record is from the annotation of a GenBank genome assembly.